Molecule: messenger RNA, 1932 nt
Organism: Dermatophagoides farinae (American house dust mite)
Lineage: Eukaryota; Metazoa; Arthropoda; Arachnida; Sarcoptiformes; Pyroglyphidae
Source: RefSeq, a predicted model, not a curated record
AGAUUUGCUAGCAAUUAUUGGUAAAUUCUUCGAUCCAUAUGGAAUUUUUGAUCCUUGGAAAUUGAAAUUGCGUCUCUUAUAUCGUACUGUCAUAAAAAAUGAAUGGGAUAGUCCAAUUUCGAAUGAAAUUAAAAAUCAAAUCGAUCUGCAUUUGCAAGAUGCAAAUCAGCUAUCGAAAUUGAAAAUGGAUCGAUGUGUACCAUCGAAUGGCGAAAUACACGGAUUUUCUGACGCAUCAACUUCAGCUUAUGGAUAUGUCGUAUUUUUGAAAAAAGAUGAUGAAUUCCACUAUUUAUUCGGAAAAUCAAAAAUAAAAUGACAAUCUGGUCAGAUUCCAAAAUUAAUUUGUGUCGUUUUAAUCUAUCACCAAAUGGACAGAAUCGAAAAAUUGCUUCUCAAUUAAUGAAAACUUUGAAAAUUAUUAAUGAUUUGAAUAUAUCGAUCAGACACAUUAAUAGCCAUCGUAAUCCAGCUGAUCUGUUCAGUAGAAUCGUAGAUACGAAACAAUUUUUGAAACUUUUCCGAUUUCGUAUAAAUUCGAAUGAAUUUGAUUUUUCUGAUGCAAAUUUGUUUAAUGUUUAUCGAAUUUCUUCAAUUGCCAUCAAGAAUUUCGAUUAUCAGAAUUCAGUUGACGAUUUUGAAAAGUUGAAGUCUAUGGAUCAAAUUAUUGAUUUCGUGAAAAAAUUAUUACCAGCUGGAAACACUGCUAAUGAUCGUUGGAAUUUGAUUCAUAGAUUAGCCCAAUAUGGUCACGAUUUGGAAGAAAUUAAAUUACCAUUCAUUCCCGGAGAAAUUAUUACGAUAAAAACUCGUGAUCCUAAUUUUUGCCCGAUUUGGAUACCUAAACAAUCUUGUUUAACUCAAGCUUUGAUUAAAGAACAUCAUGAAUCAACUAUGCAUGGAGGAAUCAGAACAACCAUGGCUAGUAUCCAAUCUAAAUAUCAUAUACAGAAUUUAUAUCGCCUGGUGAAGAAAUAUGUUUUUUAUUGUGAAUUAUGUCGAAAAGAAAAGCGGAAGCCUAUAAUUCAACCUUUCGCUCCUUUACCAUCAACACGAACGAAUUUUGCGGCACCGUUUGAGGCUAUUUGUGUCGAUUUCUUUGGUCCUUUACACUAUCGUAAUAAUAAAAAAUUCUAUGGUUUGAUUGUAACAUGUUUGGUUACACGAAUGAUCAAGAUCGAAAUUGUUAAUUCGAUGAAUGCCAAUGUCACAUUGACAGCUCUCAACAACAUCUUUCUUCGUUGCGGAACUCCUUUAGUGAUUUAUAGUGACAAUGGUACCAGUUUCGUCCGUUGUAACAAAGAAAUUCAAAAAUUUUUUGAUCAUUUACAAAAAAUUAGCGAAGUAGAUAAUCGUCGUAUCGAAUGGAAAUUUUCGCCUCCGAAUGCUCCGUGGUAUAACGGUACUGCAGAACGGUUGAUAGCAGUCGUCAAGAGAUGUUUACGAACUUUGGACAAUGAAUUUAAAUCUACUGAAGAUGCGCACAACAUGUUUUUGAAAAUAGAAUCGAUUAUAAAUAAUAGACCGAUUAUUCAGAAUGAUGAGCGUUGGAUCUCUCCUUUUGAAUUAGCAUAUGGUCGUAAACAGGAGCCCCUAAUCAAAAAUGAUCUCGAAAUUGGACCAAACAAUAAUUGGUUGAAUCAUUUGUCAAAUAUUCGUAAAAAAUUUGAAAAAUUUUGGAAACACCAAUACUUAGCUUCUCUAAUUCAAUCUAAUCCUCCAUCGCCUACCGAUAUAAAUAUAAACGAUUUGGUCUUGGUUCCUUCUGAAUUCCGUAAACGAAAAGAUUGGCCAAUAGCCAAAAUUACUGAAGCAAUUAAAAGUUCUGAUGGUGUUGUUCGAGCAGUGAAAAUAAAAUUUUUGGACAAUAACAAUGAAUUUAUCAGACCUACUAAUGGUCUCGUCUUAUUGAAAUCGCCGGGGGAGUGUUAA